CAAGUUCAGAUUUAUUUUUCGAAAUGAACGAUGGGCAACUGGAAGUUAUGGAGGAAUCUACUGGAUAUUAUCCGCCUACGACUGCCCCAAAUUUGCAUCGGCCUCCACUCAGAGAAGUGAAGCCGCUUCCUGUUGACCCGGCAAUAGCUCACCCAGAAGACGCCGACUCUGGACACUCUAAAAACAAAGCAGUGCGAUCAGUAGAGAUGCAACAGAAGAUUGCGAAUUUGAAAGUGUGGAGUGUGAACACAUACAAAUGCAGCAAACAGGUAAUUAACGAGAAAUUGGGAAGAACAACAAAAACAGUUGAUCCAGAAUUGGAAAAGAAAAUCGAAAUCCUCCUGGACACGCAAGCAAAGUACAAUAGAAUUCUCACUUUGGCUAAAUCGUUUAAUGCACACAUGUUCAAUGUAAUCCAGACACAAAAAUCAUUAGCCGAGCUUUUCUCGGAACUGUCUUUUAAGCAACCAGAUUUGCACGAUGCUUUCACAAGUAAUGCCAACACACAGAAGUCUCUUGUUAAGAAUGGAGACGCACUAUUAAGUGCAAUUCGCUUUUUCAUUGAUGCCAUGGAUACGCUUGUGAACAAAACUACCCAGGACACAGUCAUGACUGUGAAGCAGUACCAGUAUGCACGAGUCCAAUUCGAUGCAUAUCGUAACGAGACAGAGUCCUCACUCGGGUCCGAGGCAACAACGCACAGCACAGCUCCCAAUGGCACAAGUCCAACAACAACAACACAUGGCACGAUGAGUUCCUCGGAGUCCGACGGGAACCUAGAACAGCACAAGUCUCGUUUCGAGACACUACACAAAGAUGUAGACAUCAAACUGAAAUUGUUAGACGAAAACAGAGUGAAGGUGAUGACCCGUCAGUUGACCUUAUUCGAGACAGCACUGGCUGCCUUCAUGUCUGGCAAUGCAGAGGAGUUGGACACUGUGGUGAAGCAGUUCAAGGUCAAAGUGGAAGAGGGCGAGGCACCCUCUUUCCUGGAGCUGCACUGAAAGGGCUCACCACAUGGCCAACACGAUGAAGACAGUCAACUGGUUCCAUAAUAAAGACAAAGGCUGCAAUUUUAUCAGACUAAUUAUGGUUUGAACGUUCUUUGGCCUGAGCGUUAGGGUGAAAAUGUUAUAUUAUAAAUGACAAGGUUCCUAGCAUCAGUGUACAGAAACUUUCAAAAUUUUCUAAUUUUUGAAGAUGAAUACAAAAAUUGCAUGCAAAAAAACCCGAAUCUGAUUACUCUUUCUGAACUGAUAAAACUGCAGUCUCUAAUAUAGCGAUGUCAUCACUCUACAUUAUUGUGUGUCUAUGUUAUUGUCUCCACCCAAUCAUUUUCCCUCUGGAUUCUGAAAAAUUAUUAGAUUCAGAAACUUAAACAAGGCUUAGCAUAUCACAAAUUUGUAACGUAUUUCACCAAAUUAUUGUACAGUAACUGAACGCUCUGUUUUCUUAAUGGUGAACAGAUGGUUUUCUGAGUGCUUACUAAGUGUGUAAAUUCAGUAGCUACUUGCGAGUGUUUUAUGCUGAAAAGUAAACAAAUUACGUCGAUGCUGGUGGAAAGUUUCAAGCAAUAGUGAAGGGUUACAGUGGUCUAUGGUCCUUUCCAUACUCAUGCUUUUAUGCUGAUGUGAUGUGGUGUAUAUGAAGGUCGUAUUCAUCGGGCUAGAAGUGCAUUUGAAGUAUCUGAGGUAGUUUUUCUUGCUGAGCUCUGCCGAAGAAUUAAUAAAUAAAAACUUUUUUUCCCGAUAACUUGAUUUUUUUUGAGAGAAAAAGUUGAUCAGCAGAGUGGCUUCAUUGUGUUUAUAAUGUUCAUUUGAACUAAUUUGUUAAUAUUUGAAUUGUAUUUAAAUUUAUCAUUUAUUAAGUGAAUAAUUUGCUUGUGUUUUUUAAUUUUGUCCAUCUAUCCCCUCAUUCUCAG
This is a messenger RNA of Symsagittifera roscoffensis, 1921 nucleotides long. Its product is annotated as arfaptin-1-like. The transcript is spliced from 4 exons. Gene Ontology annotation, molecular function: phospholipid binding; protein domain specific binding. Gene Ontology annotation, cellular component: trans-Golgi network membrane. The record is from RefSeq and is a predicted model, not a curated record. Gene Ontology annotation, biological process: intracellular protein transport; regulation of Arp2/3 complex-mediated actin nucleation. The coding region runs from base 24 to 1004 and encodes 326 amino acids. Lineage: Eukaryota; Metazoa; Xenacoelomorpha; Acoela; Convolutidae.